Gekko japonicus is the source of this 4582-nucleotide messenger RNA. It is a transcript of the gene MAP4K4, whose product is annotated as mitogen-activated protein kinase kinase kinase kinase 4. The transcript is spliced from 33 exons. The record is from RefSeq and is a predicted model, not a curated record. Gene Ontology annotation, molecular function: ATP binding; protein kinase activity. Bases 92 to 4222 code for a protein of 1376 amino acids. Gene Ontology annotation, biological process: protein phosphorylation. Lineage: Eukaryota; Metazoa; Chordata; Lepidosauria; Squamata; Gekkonidae.
UACGUUUUCAAGCUGGAGUGGCAGCGCUGGACCUCUCCUUUGCCUUUCUUUCUAGAGCAAACAAAAUAUUAAAUACCACGGGAGGAAAAAAAUGGCGAACGACUCUCCUGCAAAAAGUCUGGGAGACAUAGACCUUUCCUCUUUGCGGGAUCCUGCUGGGAUUUUUGAGCUGGUGGAAGUGGUAGGCAAUGGCACAUACGGGCAAGUUUACAAGGGUCGACAUGUCAAGACAGGUCAACUGGCAGCCAUCAAAGUCAUGGAUGUUACGGAGGAUGAAGAAGAAGAAAUCAAACUGGAGAUAAAUAUGUUGAAGAAAUACUCCCAUCACAGAAAUAUUGCGACUUACUAUGGUGCUUUCAUUAAGAAAAGUCCCCCAGGGCAUGAUGAUCAACUGUGGCUCGUUAUGGAGUUUUGUGGUGCAGGCUCUAUUACAGAUCUUGUGAAAAACACGAAAGGAAGUACUCUGAAGGAAGACUGGAUAGCAUACAUCUCUAGAGAAAUUCUCAGGGGAUUGGCACAUCUCCAUGCUCAUCAUGUGAUUCAUCGGGAUAUCAAAGGACAGAAUGUAUUGUUAACAGAAAAUGCAGAGGUGAAGUUGGUGGAUUUUGGUGUGAGUGCUCAGCUGGACAGGACAGUUGGUAGAAGAAAUACCUUUAUUGGAACACCUUACUGGAUGGCUCCAGAAGUUAUUGCCUGUGACGAAAACCCAGAUGCUACAUAUGAUUACAGAAGUGACCUUUGGUCAUGUGGCAUUACAGCCAUAGAGAUGGCAGAAGGAGCUCCCCCCCUCUGUGACAUGCAUCCAAUGAGAGCCCUUUUUCUCAUUCCAAGAAACCCUCCUCCACGGCUAAAAUCCAAGAAAUGGUCAAAGAAGUUCUUUAGUUUUAUAGAGGGCUGUUUAGUGAAAAAUUAUAUGCAACGACCUUCUACAGAGCAGCUUUUAAAACAUCCAUUUAUACGUGAUCAGCCAAACGAAAGGCAAGUCCGAAUCCAGCUUAAAGAUCAUAUAGACAGAACAAGGAAGAAGAGAGGAGAGAAAGAUGAAACAGAAUACGAGUAUAGUGGAAGUGAAGAGGAGGAGGAGGAAGUGCCUGAACAAGAAGGAGAGCCAAGCUCUAUUGUUAAUGUGCCUGGAGAAUCUACUCUGAGACGUGAUUUCCUGAGAUUGCAGCAGGAAAACAAGGAGCGUUCUGAGGCUCUUCGAAGACAACAGCUGCUACAGGAACAGCAGCUCCGAGAGCAAGAGGAGUACAAGAGGCAGCUGCUGGCAGAGAGACAAAAGCGCAUUGAGCAACAAAAAGAGCAAAGGAGGCGAUUAGAAGAGCAACAAAGAAGAGAACGAGAAGCUCGAAGGCAGCAAGAGCGGGAGCAGCGGAGAAGAGAACAGGAGGAGAAGAAGCGAUUAGAGGAAAUGGAAAAGAGACGUAAGGAAGAAGAAGAAAGGAGGAGAGCUGAGGAAGAAAAGAGGAGAGUAGAGAGAGAACAGGAGUAUAUCAGGCGACAGCUAGAAGAGGAGCAGCGGCACUUGGAAAUUCUUCAGCAGCAGCUGCUCCAGGAGCAGGCCAUGUUACUGGAAUACAGAUGGCGAGAGAUGGAAGAACAUCGGCAAGCAGAGCGUCUCCAACGUCAGUUGCAACAGGAGCAGGCAUAUCUUUUGUCUCUUCAGCAUGACCACAGGAGGCAGCAGCAACAACCGCAAGAAAGGAAUAAACCAAACUACCAUACCCCUGAGCCUAAAUCCCAUUAUGAAGCUACUGAAAGACCACGGGAGGUUGAUGAUCGCUAUAGAAAGAAUAAUCAGGGCUCCCCUGAAGCACAGUCUAAACAGACAAGCAAAGCAUUGGAGCCACCAGUGCCUUCAAGAUCAGAGUCCUUCUCAAAUGGAAAUUCUGAGCCUGUUCAGCCUUCAUUGCAAAAGCCAAUGGAACCACAGGUACAGUGGUCCCAUCUGGCAUCUCUCAAGAACAAUGUUUCCCCUGUCUCGCGGUCCCAUUCCUUCAGUGACCCUUCUCCCAAAUUUGCACAUCACCAUCUUCGCUCUCAGGACCCAUAUCCACCUUCACGCAGUGAAGUGCUAAGUCAGAGUUCUGACUCUAAGUCUGAGGUACCUGACCCCACCCAAAAGGCUUGGGCUAGAUCAGACAGUGACGAGGUGCCUCCAAGGGUACCUGUGAGAACAACAUCAAGAUCACCUGUGUUAUCUCGUCGAGAUUCUCCACUGCAGGGCAGUGGGCAGCAAAAUAACCAAGCAGGUCAAAGAAACUCUACAAGCAAUAUAGAGCCUCGUCUGCUCUGGGAGAGAGUAGAGAAGCUGGUCCCCAGACCAGGAAGUGGCAGCUCCUCUGGUUCUAGCAAUUCAGGUUCACAGCCCGGCUCACAUCCUGGGUCUCAGAGUGGAUCUGGAGAGAGAUUUCGAAUGAGAUCAUCAUCAAAAUCUGAAGGGUCACCAUCACAACGUAAUGAAAAUGCAACUAAAAAGGCUGAAGAGAAGAAGGAAGCCUUCAGACCUAGCAAACCUGUGGGCGAAGUGGAUUUAACUGCUUUGGCAAAGGAAUUGCGGGCAGUGGAGGAUGUGCGACCUCCCCAUAAAGUGACAGAUUAUUCUUCAUCCAGUGAAGAAUCAGGGACAACAGAUGAAGAUGAUGAUGACAUAGAGCAAGAAGGAGUUGAUGAAUCUACUUCUGGACCAGAAGAUGCCAGAGCAGUAUCUACUCUAAACCUCAGCAAUGGAGAAACUGAAUCAGUAAAGACCAUGAUUGUGCAUGAUGAUGUGGAGAGUGAACCUGCCAUGACUCCUUCCAAGGAGGGCACUUUAAUCGUCCGGCAGAGUACAGUUGACACAAAGCGUGCCAGCCAUCAUGAGAGCAAUGGCUUUGCCGGUCGCAUUCACCUCUUGCCAGAUCUCUUGCAGCAAAGCCAUUCCUCCUCCACUUCCUCCACCUCCUCCUCCCCAUCCUCCAGCCAGCCGACACCCACCAUGUCCCCACAGACACCCCAGGACAAGCUAACUACUAAUGAGACUCAGUCCGCUAGUAAUACACUGCAGAAACACAAAUCUUCCUCCUCCUUUACACCUUUUAUAGACCCCAGAUUACUACAGAUUUCUCCAUCUAGUGGAACAACUGUGACUUCUGUUGUAGGAUUCUCUAGUGAAGCAAUGAGAUCAGAGGCAAUAAGGCAAGAUCCAACCAGAAAAGGAUCUGUUGUUAAUGUGAACCCUACCAAUACACGGCCACAGAGUGACACCCCAGAGAUUCGCAAAUAUAAAAAGAGAUUCAAUUCUGAGAUCUUAUGUGCUGCCUUAUGGGGGGUGAAUUUGUUAGUGGGAACAGAGAGUGGCCUAAUGCUGCUGGACAGAAGUGGCCAAGGGAAGGUGUAUCCAUUAAUAAAUCGAAGGCGGUUCCAGCAAAUGGAUGUACUUGAAGGUCUGAAUGUCUUGGUGACAAUAUCAGGCAAGAAAAACAAAUUGAGAGUUUAUUACUUGUCCUGGUUAAGAAACAAAAUCCUUCACAAUGACCCUGAAGUAGAAAAGAAACAAGGCUGGACAACUGUGGGUGAUUUGGAAGGCUGUGUGCACUAUAAAGUUGUAAAAUAUGAAAGAAUCAAGUUCUUAGUAAUUGCUUUGAAGUGUUCUGUGGAAGUCUAUGCCUGGGCACCAAAGCCAUACCACAAAUUCAUGGCAUUUAAGUCAUUUGGAGACUUGGGACAUAAGCCAUUAUUAGUGGAUCUUACUGUAGAAGAAGGCCAGAGACUGAAGGUGAUCUAUGGCUCCUGUGCUGGAUUCCAUGCAGUGGAUGUAGACUCAGGAUCCGUGUAUGAUAUUUACCUCCCAACACAUAUCCAGAGUAGUAUCCAACCCCAUGCAAUCAUUAUUCUGCCAAACACUGAUGGAAUGGAGCUGCUAGUCUGCUAUGAGGAUGAAGGAGUAUAUGUUAAUACAUAUGGAAGGAUCACCAAAGAUGUGGUUCUCCAGUGGGGAGAGAUGCCUACAUCAGUGGCGUAUAUUCGAUCAAAUCAGAUUAUGGGCUGGGGAGAAAAGGCUAUUGAGAUACGUUCAGUGGAAACAGGACAUCUCGAUGGUGUAUUUAUGCACAAAAGGGCACAAAGACUCAAGUUUCUGUGUGAACGUAAUGACAAGGUUUUCUUUGCCUCUGUACGGUCUGGGGGAAGCAGUCAAGUUUAUUUCAUGACCUUAGGGAGGACUUCUCUUCUGAGCUGGUAGAAGUUAAUGCAUUUUUGGCAAAGGAUUGCUGACAUCCGGAGUCUUCAUAACUUGGAAUCAUUUGCAACUGGAGUACAGACCUGCCGUGAUGCAGUGCCACAUGCAAAUGCGUGUUCAGGCAUCACUGGUGUUGGGUUCUUUUUGUUUUAAAACUGAGGCCGUAAUAUGCGGCUGGUGCUGUAAAGAUAUUGCCAUCAGGUGCUAUCAGAUUUGGGAUCCCACUAGAGAAAGAAUCAGGUCUCCUCCCCCCCUCCCUCCCUCCUUCCCCAGCUGCAGAAUUCCUAAGGAGAAAAGGAAGAGACUGAUAAAAACAUGUUUUUGAAAGGAGGGCAGGCAUGAGAAGGUGGCUGGAAGUGAUGU